GCGCUCCCUGCGCUUCGAGUGGGGCCGCGCAGGCAAAGACAAGGCCACAGCUCUGGGAUCUUCACGGCGCGGGCGGGCGCGGGCGGGCGGCCCAGCCGGGCGGUGGCAGAUGCACCCGGCAGUGGCAGCCGCCGGAGGCGCACAGGUGACCGGCCUGAGGCACAGCCUGAUCAGGGGGUGCCCGGGGAGAGCUGGCUGGAGAGGGAGGCCGAUCCGCCCCCAGCGCGCGCGCGUCUCGGCGCCAGGAACCGUCCCGGAGUGUGUUGGCGAGCACUGAUAUAGAUAUAAGGACAUUUCUCUCCAUGGCGUCACGUGACAUAAUUACCACCAGAAUCAAUCAAGAUGAAUAGCACGUCAGCUCCCGGUGGGGAUUUUUGCUUAGUUGAUCCUGGCCCAAGCCUCUUGUGCAAUCGAUGGCUCAGGUUGGCGGCGCGGGGAGCGGCCCGGGGCUCGCCGGCGCGCACGCCGCGGAGCCAUGAACGACUUUGACGAGUGCGGCCCGAGCGCAGCCAGCAUGUACUUGCCCGGCUGCGCCUACUAUGUGGCCCCGUCGGACUUCGCCAGCAAGCCGUCGUUCCUGUCACAACCGUCGUCCUGCCAGAUGACUUUCCCCUACUCUUCCAACCUGGCGCCGCACGUCCAGCCCGUGCGCGAAGUGGCCUUCCGCGACUACGGCCUGGAGCGCGCCAAGUGGCCAUACCGCGGCGGCGGCGGAGGCGGUGCAGGGGGCGGCGGCGGCGGCGGCGGCGGCCCCGGCGGGGGCGGCAGCGGCGGCGCCGGUAGCUACGCUCCCUACUACGCUGCAGCGGCGGCGGCGGCGGCGGCGGCGGCGGCGGCGGCCGAGGAGGCGGCCAUGCAGCGUGAGCUGCUCCCGCCCGCGGGCCGCCGUCCGGAUGUGCUCUUCAAGGCGCCGGAGCCGGUGUGCGCCGCGCCCGGGCCGCCACACGGCCCCGCGGGCGCCGCCUCCAAUUUCUACAGCGCCGUGGGCCGCAACGGCAUCCUGCCGCAGGGCUUCGACCAGUUCUACGAGGCUGCACCCGGGCCCCCGUUCGCCGGACCGCAGCCCCCUCCGCCGCCCGCGCCGCCGCAGCCCGAGGGCGCCGCCGACAAGAGCAACCACAAGACGGCGGCCAGUGGCGGUGGAGGAAGUCCCUGCGCCAAGACGACCCCCGGCUCGGAGCCCAAGGGGGCGGCAGAGGGCGGCGACGGCGAGGUGCCCUCGGGGGAGGCGGGGGCUGAGAAGAGCGGCGGCGCAGUGGCUCCCCAGCGAUCCCGAAAAAAGCGCUGUCCCUACACCAAGUAUCAGAUCCGCGAACUGGAACGGGAGUUUUUCUUUAACGUGUACAUAAACAAAGAGAAAAGACUCCAACUUUCUCGGAUGCUCAACCUCACUGACCGGCAAGUCAAAAUCUGGUUCCAGAAUCGCAGAAUGAAAGAAAAGAAAUUGAACAGAGACCGUCUGCAGUAUUUCACUGGAAACCCCUUAUUUUGAGAGCUCCAGGAAGCACCCCUCUCCCCUGAGCCCCACUCACCCACUCUCCUCCCCACCAGCCUGCCCUGGGCAGGCCCAAUGUCCUUGGGUUUAAUGACGCCUCUUCUCUGUGGAGCGCCACGAUUCCUUCCCACGGUCAACUCGGGACCUCCCAGCGACCACUGCAGCCUGCGGACGAGGUCGGGGACUUGGCCGAACGGAUCCUAAUAAGGGGAAAAUGGUAAAUGCAAACGUCCCUUUACAAUUUUACCGCCAAUGCGCUGUUGUUCUCCCUCCCUCUCUCUGAGCUCCCGUGGGCACGCUGUGGGAUCUGUAGAGAGUUAGGCCGAGGGGCUGGAAGGCGCUUGUUUUUGUUCUGAGUUUAAGGGACCGCAUCCCUUCCCCUUGGUGAAUGCAGAUUAUUUAAACUCUGGGGAAUGUACCUUUGGUCUGUCGUAUCAAGGCAUGGGUCACUGUCUUUUGUGUGAAUAAAUGGUUUCUAGUAAAAUGGA
Messenger RNA from Eubalaena glacialis (North Atlantic right whale), 1983 nucleotides. RefSeq names its product homeobox D11 (gene HOXD11). Bases 476 to 1492 code for a protein of 338 amino acids. Gene Ontology annotation, biological process: anatomical structure development; regulation of transcription by RNA polymerase II. Gene Ontology annotation, molecular function: DNA-binding transcription factor activity, RNA polymerase II-specific; RNA polymerase II cis-regulatory region sequence-specific DNA binding. The record is from RefSeq and is a predicted model, not a curated record. Gene Ontology annotation, cellular component: nucleus. The transcript has 3 exons. Lineage: Eukaryota; Metazoa; Chordata; Mammalia; Artiodactyla; Balaenidae.